GGUUUAUGGGAUGUAGGCGAAGGUUUCUUCGUGCCAGGAUGCAAAACCGUAUUUCCUUCUAUAAGGAGAGGGCGUGUUUUUCUCUGAAUAGAGCUUUGCGGUAGAAAUGCGAAGAAUCCCGCUUAGGAUCUGUUGUCAGAGCCCUUUAUGUGUUUAUGAGAAAGCAUAUUCCCUCUCCCUCCAUCUCCCUCCCUCUCCCUCCCUUCCUCUCUGGUAAUAGGAGAUCCAAUCCAAUCUUUUGAACACAAUUGCAUUCAACCAUGAUAAAUUUGAAGGAUGCAAGUGUAUUGUGUACAGUAUAAUGUGAAUAUACUCUGUUCACAUUAUACUGUAGGUAAGUAUAUAUAUUCUGUACAGAGUAUUAACUGAAAUGAUCCAAAAAUAUAUUUAAAAUGAGUUGGACCUUUGGAUAGCUACUCAUUUUAAUUUUAGGAUGUGCUCCUUUUGGCUGCAAUAAUAUUUGCUUGAAGAAUUGUGUAAAAAGUUUUAAGAAUAUGUAUAUUCCAAAGAUGUUAUAAAAAGUUGGGAAGUGGAUAGUUUUAAUAUGUGCAGAAUCCUAUCACUUUUCUAGAAUAAAAAGCAUACCUAUUAAUUUGUCCCUUAGAGGGACAAAUCAUUUGUCAUUUGUAGCUACUGAAUCAUUUGUCUGUUUUGACAUUCUUAAUGACUGCUGAGUCUGGCAUUUUGAAGUUUUGGUAACAAGUAUUGUCAGUCUAAAAUAAUAAGCUGGAAAACGGUGAUUCUGUGUAUGUGCAUACUAUUGAUAUUGUUUUCUGCCCUUCAAACAGAACAUAUCUCCCAAGAAGUUGAGGACGGAAAGGAUCUAUUUAACAAUGAUGAAUGCGGAUAUGGAUGGUAGAAUGCAUUUUACUAUUAUUUUGUUGUUAUGUGGGUUAUAAUAUUUAAUUGUUCUAAAGAUUAUGUUUUUUUAUCAGCUGGUGAGACUGAAAAUCAAGUAGAAUUAGAAGAAAAAACACGACUUAUCAAUCAAGUUUUGGAACUGCAGCAUACACUUGAAGAUCUGUCUGCAAGAGUAGAUGCCGUUAAAGAAGAAAAUUUGAAAUUGAAAUCAGAAAAUCAGGUUCUUGGACAAUAUAUAGAAAACCUCAUGUCUGCCUCUAGUGUUUUUCAGACUACUGACACAAAAAGCAAAAGAAAGUAAGGCCUUGGUAACCAAACAAUACUAUUGUACUGCUGCUGCUUUUGUUUAAUUUUAAAUUACAUAAGACUACAUAAUAUUUUAGUUUGUAUCAUCAUUGGUUAUGAAAAUUUAAUGUUAGUUCUAGACAUUUUAAUUUUUUAAAUGAAUUGGACAGUACAAGUCUGUAAUGUCAGUUUUCAGCAACAUAGGAUAGAGAAAAUAUAUUUAUUACUACCACAGUCUGAAUACAAGUGCUUUUGAAAAUCAGUUCUGCUUUUAUGGUUAAUGUCAUACAUGGCCAAGUACUGUAAUUAUCAUGGUUUUGAAAGUAUUACUAUUUGCUAGCAACAUAAUACAGUGUUGUGCAGAGUGGUAUGAAAAUACUUAUUUGGAAUGAAUUAUUUGCAUGACUUCUGUUAGUUUUCAAAAAAGUUGUACAUCCUCCAUCUCUUCUGCAUCCUCCAGGGAAAUCUAUGCUAAUUCUUCCAGAUGAAGACAUAGUUUAGCUUGUUGAGUGGUGGAAGUUAAUUCUUUUAAAUGAGGCUGUAUAAUGUAUUGCUUGCAAAAUUGUAAAGAGGAAAAAGAGUACUCUAUAGCUUGAUAUACCACUCUGGAAUUAAUAAAUUAUAAUUUUAAAAAUGUCUUAAAGUUCCUUUCACUUAUUGGGCCAGUAUAGUGUUGCAAUUGUUUUAAGUGUGUCUUGUUUACAGAACACUUAGUAAUAUUAUCAUGAUGAUACAAGCUUGGGAGAAAUAAUCUUGUAACAAUUAAUAGAUAUAUUUAUGAAUUUUCACUAGUUAUAGAUAUACUUUUACUACAUAAUCCCUUCUAACAUAAUCACAUUUUAGCCCCACAGAUGUUUGCCUUUCAGUACUAGAAUGAAGUUAGGGUUUUUCAAGCAUGAUACACAUCUCUACAAAAAUACUAGCUGCUACGGAGAUGUACCAAAUGCCUCCC
Molecule: messenger RNA, 2098 nt
Organism: Thamnophis sirtalis
Lineage: Eukaryota; Metazoa; Chordata; Lepidosauria; Squamata; Natricidae
Source: RefSeq, a predicted model, not a curated record